UUUGCUCUUUUUCUUCUUCUUUCCCGUCCCCUACAGCUCCCGGAAGCCCCCCAAGGUGCCGGCAACAAUUUUCUUGAGAAAACCGGCAGAAAGCUUGAUUUUAUCCUUCUUUUUUUGUUCAAGAACCAGAUUUAAAGCUUGGAAAUCUUCCCCCCUCUGCAGAAUUUUCGGAUCUGCCCUGAUCUACUCAGUGUCUCUUCCUCCCCUGUCCGUCGGUUUCUGCUGGGUGUGAAUCCUUCGGCUUUUUCUGAUCCGUGAGUUUCCUCUGCAGAUUCCGUCGGCCUUCCCCUAAACUUGCCAGCUCCAGUUUGCUUGCUGGAAUUCUGGUUCUUGAGUGUUUUGUCACCUGAGUACUUGGCUUGAGUUCUGGAUUUGAGGUAAGUAAAUUUAUGAUAAUGUUCGUACAGUUUUUAAAAGUAUGUUUUGACUUAUUUUUGAAGUGGUGGCGAGACUAAACUCGUUUUAUACAAAAGUAAGUAUAACUGAUUUGAAGUGAAAUUUUUAUGCUUUUCACUAAAUUGAACAUGCCUACUUGAAAUUUAAUUGAUUGUCCUGAUGAUUUGAAAGUGAUUGGUGAAUUAUGGUUUUUCUGUUAACUUCUGCCUGUUUUGUCUCCGAUGUGGUCAUGUUAUUAGUGUGCCCGCUAGUGGGAGGUUUAUAAACGCUAGCACAUGUCGACAUGUUAUUGAUAGAAUCGGUUCGUUUGAGUGACCCUGCUAGUGGGGGUUAUAAAUCAGCAAAUAGUGUGCCUGCCAGUGGAAGGUUUAUAACACUGGCCAUGACCUAUAAAGGAGACGUCUAUUUCAUUCUCGUAUUGUAUCCGUUUUUCGUGAUUACACUUGUUGGCAUGCUAUAAGUUUAAUAAGGGGCACUCCAUAUUUUACUUACUGAGUUUAUCUCAUAGUUUUUCUUUGUCUACCAUUUCAGGAAGUGAAAUCGAGAACGAGGAAACCACGGAAAGUGAUGAGUUAGAAGGCUAGCCAUUUCGAGAUUGAUAUAGAUUUUAGAAAUAAAUCAUGCUUUUGUAAGAUAGAUUUUACCUUGAAUUUAUGAGAUCAAAAUAGAUUUCGGUCAUUAGAUCAAUUACUUGGAUUUAAGUCAUUUUGGAUAUAGAAAUAAAUUGAGAUGUUUGAU
Molecule: messenger RNA, 1134 nt
Organism: Rubroshorea leprosula
Lineage: Eukaryota; Viridiplantae; Streptophyta; Magnoliopsida; Malvales; Dipterocarpaceae
Source: the annotation of a GenBank genome assembly